UUCUUUGAGAGUUUUAUGAGCUCUUUACAUGUUCCUAAUCAGCACUAUAUUUAAAAAACCAAAGCUAACACCUUCAGUACCUUGAUAGUUAAUCUGGGAAUUGUUUCAAAGCAUUGAAAGAAAAAAGAAAAUCGAAAAGAGGGAUGCCUUUUUAUUGACGCUCCCUAUAAAAUCAAUCCCCCGCUGGUCAGGUCGCCUAGCCUGACAGUCAACGGCGUGCAAGAAGUACAGGGAGGCAACCCAACUUCCGAGCUUCAGUGUUGUAGCCUGCUUUAGGCAAUUCAUCAUCACGUUAAAAUGGAAAAGGUUGGAGGGACCUCAGAAGGGCCAGAGAGUCGGUCAGCUACAGGGGAAGAGACUCCUGCCGGAAGAUGUGCUGCACUUGAAGAGCAAGAAACAAAGCGAAAAAAAAGACAUCACAACAGGAAAAGAAGAAAAAAAAAUAGACUGGAAACCACAGAAGAAAAAGCUAACCCGGAUCCGAACGUUAUCAAAAAAUCAUUUUCAGAUGGGCAUCAAAACAUUUGUCAAUGCCUAGAGAAAGAGCCAUCAAAAACCAGCGCAAAUCUUGCUGGAAUGGACAAGCAAACUCAGACAGACAGUCAAGAAGAUUGUGAAAGAUGCAGGCACACAAAAACCAAACACAAGGAAACCCAAACACCAGCAAACAAUAUGCAAGUGGAAAACAAGGAAACACAGACCGAGGAAAAAUGUCUGAAUACCGGGAGCUUUAUUUACAGUGACCCAAAAGACAAACCUAGAGACCACCCAAAGGAACCCGAUGACCCAGCACAGAAACCUGGAGAGCAAAAACAAAGCAAUAUGAAUGAGACUAAAAGUGCUGGUGAUCGAAAGGAGAAAACUGAAGGACAGGCAGAAAAAGAUGAACAUCAGCAGCAGGAUUCUGGAGACCAAAUGGCAAAAAAUAUGAAUGAGACUAAAAGUGCUGGUGAUCGAAAGGAGGAAUCUAAAGGACAGGAGCAAAAAGGUGACUGUCCACAGGAGGAGUCUGGAGACCAAAAGCCAAAAAAUAUGAAUGAGACUAAAAGUGCUGGUGAUCGAAAGGAGGAAACUGAGGGACAGGAGCAAAAAGAGGAACAUCAGCAGCAGGAUUCUGGAGACCAAAAGCCAAAAAAUAUGAAUGAGACUAAGAAGCAGAAGCAAAACCAGGAAAACCAGAAACAGAUGUUAGAGGACCAGAAAAAUAUAUCUGAAGGUCAGCAACCAACAUCAAGAUGUAAGCAGGACAGGAAUACACAGGAUUCAAAGAUGGACAGCAAUGAAGACAGAAGCAAUGCCAAUCUGAAACAGAGAGAGCAGGACAAGGUUCAUGCAGCACACAGGAAAGUAUCUCCAGGUAGAGAACAUCUUACCAUUUACAUUCACUUAGUCCUGAGCAAGAACUUCAGGUUUAACCAGAGUCAGGACCAUCUGGUGGUCCAUACUGGAGACAGUAGCUUCCAUGUUAAGAUUAGUUUCUUCAAAGGAAUUAACAAACAACGUUACUUGGUUGAAGGGUCAAUAUCCUUAGAUGCAAAGGAACUCAGAGGAAAAUUUUUUAAGUAUCAAUAUGCAGUACAAAAGAAAACCACAUCGAUUCUGGAAAUGGCUGAACACAUUUUGUGUAUCCGAGAAGUCGACCAGUGUACCGAGAUUCAUGUAUACGAGGGCUACAUUGAUUCACUGCAGCCCAAGAACUUCAUUAAUACAAUGAUGAAAAUGUUUAUCUCACCUGAAAUACCGUCAAUGAGACAAACUGCUUGGAAAGAUCUAUUGGAGAGAAUCUUUCAAAAACUGGAAUUGUCAAGUAUGAAAAGUAGAGAACAUUUUCUUCAAAACCUUUGGCACUUCACUGAAUGUUUUGCCAUGUCUGGGCAGAGGGAAAUUUAUCCACACGCAUCAGUCAUACAGCCAAUUACUUUAAAUCAGUUGAAUGAGAUGAUUCUGGAGCAACUUUUUCAAUUCCUGGAGAAGCAAACUCAAAUCAACAGUGUGACAUCUCCAAACAGUAGACCUGUGGUGAAGAAGAACUCUGUGGUGGCCAUGUUGUUUGCUUUCCAAGUGAUUGAAAAUUUCAGACUACAGCCUAGUGGAAAGCAGUGGGCACAGGUCUGUCGGCUAUCAUUGUGCCCAAAUCUUACUUUUGAGGAGCACAGAAAAGAUCUGGAAGAAGCUAUGGCGGCUUUUGAAAACACCAAAUCAGUAGUAAUUCGCUUGAUGAACACGUGCAUAAUAAAAGCAGUGGCAGAGGUGGCUUUGUUGGUCCCGCUUCUGCACACACUGCCAGCACAUACUGAAACUUCUAGCCAACCUGAAGAUGGAAGGUCAAUGUCAGAAGAGCGAUGGGCUGGACUGGAGAGAGUGAAAUUUCAAAACCUGAGAGAAGAGCUAAAGAGAAAGCCUGACAAGACAAAAAUUCUUCUUGAACUCAUGGCUGAAUACAAGCAACUUGUCGAUACAGAUUCCCAGCUGAAGCUCAGUUGGCUAACUCUACUUCCUAUGGAAAAAACUGCGGAAUAUGCCAAGAUGAUGGCAAUUGAUUUAGAAGACAUUGUCCACAGUGUGUUUUAUAGGAUGCGUGAGCUCCAAAGGAAGCUAAAUCAGUACAGCAGUCAGAAAGAGAGCGACCUAAAGGACAUCUAUGACAAUAUUGUAUUCAUGAAGCAACAGAUUGAAAAUAAGGAAACACUCCCACUGUUUGAGCCAAAAAGCUCUCUGUUCCAACAUUGUAUUCAAAUCCACUCAAUGGUUUGCACAAUGACAACGUUGAGUUCUUGCCACACUGCACUGCUGUCUUUCGAGAUGGUUAUAAGAGUUGCUGAGGCGCAAGAUGCUUUCCUUCAAAAGGAUUCCACUGUUUCUGCAGAGCUAAGGAGUAAGCUGGAUAUGAGCCUGGAUGAGUUACAAAAUAAAUUCCGAAGUUGGAGGGACAGCAUUUUGAGGCACCCCCCACUGACUAUGCACAAGUCAGGCAUCUAUGUUUUUUUAAACAAUGAGCUGAAGCUGUGGGACUGCUUAUUUUCUGUAAAGUCAACUCUGGAGAGUUUUUCUGCUCAAUGGGAGGACUUUAUAAAGAAGGAUUGGUCAAUGAGGAUCUCUGAGAUUAAAACUCCUGAUAUAAUAUUGGCCUUCUGCUCUGAGCAUUUCCUCCCAAAAAGCAUCAAUCCAAUUAUGUAUAAGUGUCUUGAAGAGCACUGCCUGGCGGAAAUUUCUUCUAUUUGUACGGAAGGCAAAGAAUAUGAGCUGCUGUCAAAGAUGUCCCCCUGCAUCAGAUCAGCUCCAUCUCAGCUUGUGUCGAAGAUAAUACUAGAGUCCGUCUGUAGGGCACGUGAUAAUAACGUGUGCAUUGAGGAUCAGCUGUUACAAUCUCAUUCAGCUCUCAACUAUUUCCUUUGUCAAGACUGGAAGAACAUUGACAUCUCCCAGGAGGCUCGUGAGGCCCUAGAAGAAGGCCAGAAAGCUCUGAUUAAUUUGGCAGAGAGUCUUUUUCACGGGAACAUCUGUGUAUCACACCUCCUGCAUAUUCUCAAAAACAGGAAUGAAUUUGACAAGCUUUACAACCAACAAAAAAAGAUUUCAACAUCAACAUACUCUAAGGUGGACCUGAAGAUGGUGCUGCAUUGCAGAGAGCAAGAAUGGAAAGCAUUUACUCAGGAGAAAGAACAUGUGGGCACCCUGAUAAAGAUGAUAGAUAAGAUCUGCAACUUGGUCACAGUAUAUGAGUUACCUUCCCUAAAAGAGCAACAUAAUGAAAAUAUUUCCAGGAAAAUGCUAAGUAAGCUAGUGAUGGUGAGAUCUUUCAGCUCCACCAGUCCAGCUGCACAAGAUGAACAUGUUGAAGUGCUGCAUUACAAUCUUUGCACUGAUUUGAAGACCGAUAUAUCUAAAAUGCAUCUUGUGAGGGAAAGCACUUUGAUGCUUACAUACUGGAUAAAGAAGGCCAAUGAAGAAAAUCCUUAUUCAAAUCAGCCUCAAGAAAUGUCCCUUAAAGAACUCCUCUCUACAAUUUGGGAGCCUUGCCUUGAAGAUUAUAACCAUUUGGCUAAACAAUUCGCUAUGGGAGCUGUGACACUCUUAGAAGUUGAAAAAGUCAUAGAAGCUUCUGGAGACCAAGGAUCUGGAGAACAGAUAAGGAAAGAACUGACCCUGAUGAGCAAUUUUAUGAAAGUUAAAACGCAUGACCAAGAAUGGAUCAAAAAUACUCUCACCAAAAUCCAAGAAUAUCAAAAGCUCCAACAUGCUACAGAGACGGCCAGUGCCAUGAUGGGGAUCAUCAAUGAGCUUCACCUGAAAGGAAACUUCAAAAACCUGUUAAGUCUCACAGAGUUGAAAAACGAUUCAUUCAGAGAGAAGCCUUUGAAAUCUCUAGAUGAGGGCCUUACUACAGCCCGACUUCAGCUCCAAGGGAUCACUUCUCAACAAACCACAUGUUUGGAGGAAUUUAGCAAGUGUAAGGACCUGGUGGAAUGGAUUAAGCAAAAUCUUAAAGACAUGGAAAAUGUUCAGGUUUUUGUGGAGCUGGCCUCCAUCUCAGCAGGAGAGAAUGACACUGAAGUUGACCGAGUUGCCUGUUUCCAUGAUGCUGUGAUGGGAUAUGCUGCUUUUCUCUAUGACCUCACUACUUCCUCCGACUUUGAACAGUUUAUGGCCUGUGCAAAGAAAGUCUGGAAGUCCUUGGAUAGGGAUCCAAACCUUCCUGAUAAGCUGAGGGACUUGAAUUCCUCCCUUUACUGGUUACAAGAGCUUCAAGAAACUCACGGUUCUGUGGAGCAAUCUUCUUUGUCACAGGUGGCUGCUAUCAACUCUGAAGGAGUAUACCAUAUCAAAGGAGAUCAAGAUCAACAGAAGAAGCGCUCAUUGAGCAGCCUACUGCAGUUGCGAGUGAAUAAGCGAUACUACAAUUUGGACAACGUUUUGGAUCUGCAAAAGAAGUUAAUGCUGAUGUCUUCAAAGAGGGAGCAAGGCAAGGAACAAGUCAACAUGUUUAUGCAGGUAUUCGAUAGUGUUCAAAGACUGGGCCACAUCCUACUUGACCUCCUUGCUUCUGGGAACAUGCUUUUCCGUAACUUGCAUACCUAUAUAUACUGCUGUUCUGACAGUGAAUUCUGUAUUCAGAUGAAGUUCCAUCUUCAAACUUUGUGCAUCUUGAGGCUCUCUGGGGAGGUCACAGAUAAGCUACAAGUUUUAUGUAGGUCAUUGGAAUCAUGCCACCGUGACUGGUGCAGAUUUGUCAGCGACAUGCGAUUUCAGUUUUACUCCCUGAAUUAUUAUACUGCAGAGCAGAUUGCAUUUCUUUGCGGUCAACUAAAAAACCUCUCAUAUAAGAUGUUCCCCGAACAAACUGUGAAUCUGCUGUCCUUUGUAAAACCUGGAUGUACGUUCAAGGACAUCCUUGAAGCAUGGAAUGUAUUUUCAAAACAAGAAAAGGACAGUAACUUGACUACACCAGAAAAUAUAGAAUCAAAGGAAGAUGUCUUUUCUAGUUCAGAGGAGGAAGACCUAAUUCAGUGGGUAGAUUGUUCUAAACCAAAUGAACAGAACAAUACAAACCUUACAGUUUUGUUGGACUCCUACAAUGAUGUACCUCUGGACCAAAAUGUCCAUCAUAAUUUUGAAAGUUUGUGGAAGUCUUUCAAAGAAAAUACAGCACAAUACUUGGAUUGCCACUUAGACAUUGGCUCACUUGCUCGCUUUCUCCAAUAUCUUUCAAGAAUAAAGACACAGCAAAUAAAUCGGACUGUUUGUCCUAGUUUUCUGGAUGGUAGGCCAAACCUUGUCCUUUGCCCAGAAGCUGACAUUUUGCGAAUUGCUUUGGAGGUUUACAUGUAUAGCUGUCAAGAGCCAUUGCCAUCCUCUGAUGAAGUCCUUCUCUGCAGUAAAGAGACAACAGAAGAACUAGUUGAGCUUUUUCUUCGUAGGGCACUGGGGAUUAGUCAGAAUGAAAGAGGAAAGAUUUUCACACUUAUCAAUCCUUGCCUACUGGCAUAUGAUGUGGGUGUUAGACUAGGAGAAAUUUAUGAAGAACUGGUGCAAAAUGCUGAUCCUCACUUUCAUCUAAUCAUUAUCUGUUCAAUUAAGCGACAGCAUAGAUAUGUUCCCUCAUACUUCAGUAACUUCAAAGUUCAAGUUGGACUCAGUAUCCCAGAAGAGAAAGCCAAGAAAUACCUCAUGUACCACUUUAGGACUUCACAUCUGAAAGCCAUUUUCCCAAACCAAGUAUCUGUCUGGAUUGUAUCCUCGCUUCGGCCAGCUGUCGGCAAGUCAUUGUACAUUGAGCGUCUGAGCCAAUGCAGCAAACGUGGACACUUGGUUAGAAUUAGAUGGACGGAUCCCUACAUUGAAGAAUUCUCUUUCCUGCAAAUUCUUCUUGAGAAACUGAGCAGCGUCUCCAAUAAGAAUGACGUCAUAGUUCACAUCGACUUAGCAGCGGUUCGAACGGGCCUUCAGGAGUUCCUGUUUCAGCUUCUGAUACUUGGCAGUUUUACAGACUGUGAAGGGAACCUAUGGAAGCGCAAUCCAGAACAUCUUAUUGCAGUUGAGCUGAAUAGACCAAGUAUGAAACAUAACCUAGAACAAACACAACAAAAUCUUCUCAGUGUUUUUCCAACAAUCAACUGCAGACCACCUGAUGAAGUCCUAAAGCUAGAGCCAAAGGGAAGAGCAGGCAUUUUGGACCCACUGAUGGAUAAUCAGAUAUUCGGAAGUGAAGAGGUGCAGAGACCAUACCAGUACCUCAAGCUAUACAAUUUGAAAAGGAGCUUGGAUGAUUUCAGCUACCAAAGAGGAUCACAGGAGGGUAACCCAGCAGAAUGUCUCUUUUAUCUGUUGGCAUAUUGUGGAAUAAAUAGCCCAUCGUGGGCAGAACUACUUAAUUUCACUCGCUUCCUCAAUGUUCAGCUAAAGGACUGUGAGAACUCCAUAUUCUGUAAUCGAGAUUUCAUAGGCCAACACUUGCUUGGAUUCAAAAAUUUUAUUGUUCAGUUCAUGAUUGAAAUGGCUCGUGACUUUGCAAGUACUUCUACUGAAGUCACUGACCAGAGCCCAAAUUUCCACUCCUUAAGUAAAGAAGAAGAUCUUGUUUCCGGUCUAACAACUCGUAAGCGUUGGGAGAGCGAAUCCCAUCCUUAUGUUUUCUUUAAUGCUGAUCGUUUCACUAUGUCUUUCUUUGGCUUCCAUUUGAAACAAAAUAUAUCAGGUUCUUUUGAUGCUAUUGAUCCUUGUAGCCGUCGGAUGUUAAUGAGCAAUGUCAUGUCACAACAUCUUUACAGUGGGUUGCAGAGACAGGGAUUUAAGUUUGAUGAAAACUUUGAUUUAUUACCCAGGAUGGACAAGAUCUGCAGGCUCUCAUUCGUCCUUGGGUCUCAGGAUCACAAUAGUUUGUGUGAUCCAGACAAAACAUAUGAAUUGACUGCUGACAGUGUGAUGAAAAUGCUGGCAAUCCAUAUGCGCUUCCGUUGUGGGAUACCAGUUAUUAUUAUGGGAGAGACGGGAUGUGGAAAGACCAGGCUAGUUCGGUUCCUCUGUGAUGUUCAAAAGGGAACUAAGAAUGUAGAAAAUAUGAUAGUAAUGAAAGUUCAUGGAGGUACUACAGCUGAGAUGAUAUACAGGAAGGUAGAGGAAGCAGAGCAGAUAGCUAUGAAUAACAUACGUCAUUUCAAAUUGGAAACAGUUCUGUUCUUUGAUGAAGCUAAUACAACAGAGUCUAUUUUUGCCAUUAAAGAAGUACUUUGUGAUAGAACAGUAAGAGGCCGACCUCUAAAACCAGACGCUGGCCUAAAUAUCAUAGCAGCCUGCAAUCCUUAUCGAAAGCACUCCCCAGAGAUGAUACAGCGCUUAGAGCAGGCAGGGCUGGGAUAUAGAAUAAAGGCAGAAGAAACAGAGGAUAGGUUUGACAAGGUACCUUUACGUCAGCUAGUGUAUAGGGUACAGCCAUUGCCACCCAGCAUGAUCCCACUGGUCUGGGACUUUGGUCAGCUCAGCAACAAGGCUGAACACUCCUACACCAAACUGAUAGUACAGAGGCAAAGUGUUGAGAUGGGUCUACCAAUGGAGUGUGUAGAAACUGUAUCCAAUGUGCUGUUUGCAUCUCAGCAAUACAUGCGUACACACAAAGAUGAAUGUAGCUUUGUAAGUCUUCGGGAUGUGGAACGAUGCAUGAAGGUUCUAGUCUGGUUUUUUAACCACAGGCAGCUAAUUUUUAAGAAUUCUGAGAGAAUGCGUGACUUGGAUUUAUCCUUAAGAUGUCUGGCUCUUGCAGUGGGGGUAUGCUACUAUGCCUCUCUUCAGUUCAAGGAGAAAUACCUUCAUGCCAUUUGUAAAUACUUCCCUAUUCCGUUAAACUCUACUGAGGCCUUCGAGAAAGAAAUUACAACGUGUCAAGAUCUGUUCAUUGCAAAUGUAAAGACACGCGAAACAAUUGCAAAAAAUGCAGCUCUUAAAGAAAAUAUAUUUCUGAUGGUCAUCUGCAUUGAGCUAAGGAUACCUUUGUUCAUGGUUGGGAAACCUGGAAGCUCUAAAUCUUUAGCUAAAACAGUAGUGGCUGAAGCUAUGCAUGGCCCAGCGUCUCAUUGUAGCCUCUUCAGACAUCUAAAACGAGUGCACAUGGUUUCAUUUCAAUGCAGCCCACAUUCAAGCCCAGAGGGAAUCAUCAGUACUUUCCGUCAGUGUGCCCGAUUUCAAAAAGGAAAAAGCUUGGAGGAGUAUGUGUCUGUUGUGGUACUCGAUGAGAUUGGAUUAGCUGAGGAUUCCCCACAGAUGCCCCUUAAAACGCUACACCCACUGCUAGAAGAUGGGUGCAUUGAUGAUGAAAAUCCUGAUCCUUGCAUGAAAGUUGGCUUUGUGGGAAUUUCCAAUUGGGCCUUAGACCCAGCCAAAAUGAACCGGGGUAUCUUUGUGUCACGCUGGGAUCCCAGCGACACAGAGCUGAUAGAAACAGCCAAAGGAAUUUGUUCUUCAGACUGUAUUGUCCAAAUGAAGAUUCAGCACCUUUUUCCAGUCCUUGCAAGUGGAUUCUUGGAUAUUUGCAAAGAGGAGAAGAGUGGACAGUUUUUUGGUUUACGUGACUACUAUUGUCUGAUCAAGAUGAUCUUUGCUGCUGCCAAGUCAUCUCAGGUAGAGCCAAACAAGAGUCAUUUGAUGGAAGCCAUCUUAAGAAACUUCAGUGGACUAAAGGAAGAUUUUAACCCUCUUUGCUUUUUUAAGGAACUCUUUGAUUCAUUGGAAGAGCUGCCUCAUUUAAGUACGCUUAAUAUGGUGGAGAAAAACUUAGAUCACAAUAAUCAGGAAGGAAGCCGUUACCUGCUUUUGUUAACAACAAACAAUGCAGCCCUUUACAUUCUUGAACAAAAAGUUUUUUGUAAAGAGGACAAGAGACCUCCAGAAAUUGUUUUUGGUUCUGGAUUCCCAAGAGACCAAGAAUACUCUCAGAUUUGUCGAAAUGUAAACCGUGUUAAAACAUGUAUGGAAACUGGCCGUACAGUAGUUUUAUUGAAUCUCCAGAACCUAUAUGAGAGCUUAUAUGAUGCCCUUAAUCAGUAUUAUGUUUAUCUUUUUGGCCAGCAAUAUGUGGACUUGGGACUUGGUACACAUCGGGUAAAAUGCAGAGUCCAUCCAAAUUUUAGACUUGUGGUAGUGGAGGACCAAAAUAAAGUUUACACCCAAUUCCCAGUGCCGCUGAUAAACCGUAUGGAGAAACAUCGGCUGGAUCGAAGUGCUGAUCUUGAUUUUGAACAGCGGCGAGUGUUAAAAAAGCUUGAGAGUUGGGUCCAGGACUUUGCUAUUUUUGUCAAAAAUGGCGAGAAAGUGCUCAGUGUUGCCAGCACUUUUAUAGGUUUCCAUGAUGAUGCCUGUGCAAGUUCCUUACUACAAGUUUCAGCCUGUAAAGCCAAUGGCAAUAUUAAGGACUACAAAACUGAGUCUGAAAAGAAAAAUGGAAAGCAAUUUGAAAGUAACAACGUACAGAAAAUAAAAGAGUGGCAAGAAUCGGGUGACACUGAAAGAAUUAGCAAAAUCCAAAACCAACAGAUCUCACAGGAGAAAGAAGAUUUGUAUGAAACAGAUACUGAGGUUUCAGUCAGUUCUGAAAGUGCAGUCCCUGUGCUGAACACCACAUCUGCUGAAAGUGAGACAGCUUAUCAUGGACAAUGUGAAUUAACAGGCCAGGAAGUGUCUGGUGACAAAGAUCAACCUAUGGAAGUGGAUUUUGAGGAGUUUGUACAAGAUGAGAUGCUCCAGGAUGCCAAAUAUUUACUGUUAAACUGUGCUACACCUGACUCUGUUCUUCGACUUAAGAAAUCUCAUCUGGGACAUCGAGAGUGUACAGAGCUCAGGAGAAAAUACUUUCAUGAGCAACACCAUCGUUCUCUAAUAGACUACAUGGGACAUUGUCUAAAAGUAUGCGAAGGUCAGAGCAGCACCUUUGUAGAGAUCACCACCUUUUCAAGCCUUUUAACACAAUCUGAUAUCAGGUUAUCAGCAAAGACAUUAAACAUUGAAUACAGGCAGAUCCUCUUACUGUCUUUGGAACAGUUUGAUACAGAAUUCUCCUUCUGCAAAAGAAUCAGGAAUUUCUUGCAGGAGGAGGGCUUUGCAAUUCAAGUUCUGGUCGUCCAAGCAGACUGUGAGGAAUCCACCCACAGCGAGGAGCUCAUUGCUUCUGCAAAAUACUGCAUAAUGAAUGAGAUUAACUCCCUGACACCAGCACUUUCCCAGCGUUUUGUAUUUUUCAUCAGUAAGCUGUCACGGAUUGCUGGAGGAUCCCACUACAUUGGUUUUCAAGGAGGUAUGUGGCUGUCGGUACACAUCGAUGAUCUGAGAGAAUCUGAAGAGAUGAAUGGAGAUCUGUCAGCCUUCUGCGACGUCUCUGUCAGCCAGUUGUUUUACAACUCCACAAAAGUCCAGCCAGAUGAAAGUAUCACUUUAGAUGAAACAUCUGUUAAAACCACGAGGCAUCUUGGCACAGAUCUGGACUGCAUUUCCCUGCUUAGGUCCUGCGUGCAAAAAGCAAUGGCACUGCUUAGAGACACAGGAACUCAGUCUCAGCGCAGCACAGAGAGAGUGCAGAUAAUUCUUUACCUUUUAGGAGAGAAUCAACACUAUCCAAAUGAUGAAUUUGUGGUCCUUCUGACAAGUACUCUGUAUACGAUGCUUGCACAGCGGGAUGAAAUUGUUCCCUAUCCAGCAGAUUGGGUUUAUAGAGAAGCCAUGAAGCUCCACGCCUUGCAAGAAGGUGGCACUCUCAGGAAUACACUUUGGCGUUACCUUCAAGAUGUGUUGAGCCAGCUGCUUGCUCGUAUUGUGGAAUUCCUGGACCAGGACUCAAACCUCAACUUACUUUGCGGAUCCACUCUCAACAGGGGCCUUACAAAGUUGUGGAUUGAUAUCUUUGGUGAUCCACAAAUUUUGAAACUGGCAUAUCAUUCCACCACAGAACAAGGACACCAAGAAGUUCUUGUGCAGUCUCACCUCAAGGUGGGACACCAGGAACAAGACUGUGCUGCUCCUUUCAGCUGGUUGAUCUUCCAAAACUGCCAUGCUCUCUGGGAGGAAUCAGAGUACCUUCCAGAUACUGAAGAGAAUGAGAAAGAAAAAAUACCUCGCUUUGUAUCCCGCUUUCACAAUAGCCGACUAGGCAAAUGUAUUAAAAAACUGGAACCAGAGGAGCAGCAUGAUUUUGGACAGCGAUAUCUGAGAGACUUUGUUCUACUCACAAUGAAGAUAUCUUCCACAAAAGAACUAGAGUUGUUUACUGCAGUACUAGCAUCCUGGGUAUGUGAUCUCCAGCAAGAUUUUAAGGUCUCAGAUCCUGAUCUUUCACCAGCUUGGAUUCUAGCUACAGCAGAUUAUUACCGUCCUCGACUGACCAACCUCACCCAGCUUUUGAGGAUCGAUUCCAGAUGUCUUGAUGUAAAAGUAUGGAAUACAGAGAAGCAUGCUGAUCUCAUAAUUCUGAGGAAACGCAUUGAAGAAAUGGUGCACAGACCCAUUAAAGGACUCCAAGACUGCCACUCUUUCCUACAAAUUGUAGAGGGCUUCCAGCCCUGCAUGGAGCCACUUUCUAGUCAAAAGUACCAGUCUAUAUGCAGUCCAGAGUACAGACCUAUGCUGGACUUCAUAAGGAGGGGUUGGCAGGGUAUCCUGAUGGUGGCAUCCUUUAUUGAGCAAGUGGUACUGAACGUGUGUGAUGUGGAUCAGCGCCAACUAGAGAUAGUGGUUAAGCACUGUUUUCUGCUACUGAAGUUUAUACAGACCUUUCCCAAUAUGAGGAUGAAAGAAUCUUUAGAGACCAUCAUGCGGGUCCUGAAUUCUUAUAAUGAUGAAUCAACUCGUCUUGACUUUAGAUAUGGUUCCAGCAAAUGCCCCGUGUGUAUCAAGGCCAUCUCUGAACCUGUUGCUUUACACUGUCAUCAUAUUUUCUGCCUGCAAUGUCUUCAAAAAUCCCUGUCAGCAGGCAGGAAGUACUGUCCUGUGUGCAAGAUGAAUGUACCUGAUGAAUUCAUUCCUGCUGUUUCAGUUAAGCUGAGUGAGAGUCUGAGACAACACAAUGUACUUCGCCAAUGCUGUAACUCUUUUUUCCUGGAAGUUGUGUCACGCUUCUGUCUUUGGGAGGGCAGUGUACCUGAGGAAGGUGUGGUGGAACUGCUCCUGACACUUGUUUUGGCUCAAGGAACAGCCUACCAAACACGAGAUCUUACUCCUUUUCUGGAGUGUGUGGACAGCAGUCCUGUAAUCCGUUCAGUUUUGCCAAAGCUGCUCCUACAGUGCAGUUUUGCACAAGUGAAGCCACAUCUAGAACGAUAUUUACAGGACCUGCAAGAGAACAUCUUUGACAAAGAAGAUCUGACAGAUCUCUACCUGUUGUUUAUCAACUGCUUCCAGGACUCUGCCUAUAGCUGUGGGAUGUAUUCUGAUAUACAGCAAAAUAUAUGCUUCUUAAGCAGGAUAACACGCAGACAAGUCCUCGUGUGCCAAGAAGAUCCCACUGAAUUCUUGCAGAAUGUGGCACAUUUACGAAUUUGCCUAGACACUGCAGCAGUGUUUCUUCACAAAGCCCUGACAUCCACAACAGGUCCGGAAACAGAACAAAGAAGUACAGAGCAAGAUCACUUUUUGGAAUGUAUUAAAGCAUUGUUUUUAUAUGGCCAAAAUGACUGGCACCGCAUUUAUUUACUAAGGACCCUGAACCAACAGUUUGGCAUUGAUACCAUCCAGACUUUGCUCAAGUCUACAUACUGGACCUGGGUUUUUCCAAAACAAAUCAUUGAGCUUCAGAAUAAAUAUCCCAUGCAGGUGGACCGAUUUCUAUGCUGUGGCUCCAAGUAUAAAGCAAUGCGAGAUGCCGUAUCAAUAUCACUGAUGAAACAUGAGACUGGCUUCAUCUCUACAGCUGUGCAGGGGUGCCCUCCCACGGUGGCUCCUGUCUUCUUGGCACUCGCUAUUUUCCGUCAGGUGGCCUACCAGAAUUACAUUCAAAAUCCCAUUUUGCAGCUGGAAACUAAGGAUACACAACUUCUCCAAUCCUUCAUCACCAAAAGCUCAAUUUUUCACUCCAAACAACAAAGAGAUUUUUGUGCAGCCCUUGUAAAACAUCAUUUGGGAGGUACAAUAGUUUCACUACAACUGACUGCACCACUGUCUUCAACCCGUCGUACUCUCUUGGAGAUUAUUGUUCACGUUGGAAUGGUCUUCCUAUCAGAAAGUCCUCUUCUGAGCCCACUUUUGCAAAUAGCUACCAGCCCCAGUACAAUGCAGAAUGCUUUUCUUCCCACCAUGCCAGAUGACUUGACAAGUGAAGCCCAUGGGUGGAUGCAGGAAAAGAAACUAAUAAUGUAUAAGUGCAUCAAUGGACAUGCCUGCUUUGUGGGCGAGUGUGGGAAGCCAACUACCGUGGCAAAAUGUGCCGACUGUGGAGCACCAAUAGGAGGGAUUAAACACAACCCAGUGCAUGGAUUCUCAAUGGUGGAGAAUACCCAAGACUGGACUCGUACUGGCCAUAUUUUGGGCACACCAUCUCAGAGAAAUGUUAUUGUUGCCCCUGACAGAGGAAUGUCACCUGCUGCUUUUGCAAUACUACGGCUCUACACCCAUGUAGCUAUGCUGCUGGGAGCGUCCCAGGAUACUAAUGCAAUUGAAGCCAUGAUCUCACCUAGGGUGAGAAAUGUGGAAGAUUUCCUUUUGUGUCAUCUUGAACUGGAUUUAAAAGCACUGAGCCAGUCCCUGGGCACAAAUAUGGAUGAUACAGCCAUCGCAAUCCACCUGGUUACCCAGGACUUUCUCGAAGCCAACAUGUCUGCAAGAGAAGGUAGACAACUACUUAACUCAAGGCAAGCUCGGCAAGCCUGGGAGAAGAGAGUUAGUGAUUCAGUGAUCACCCCAGUGAUGCGGAAAUGGCAACAGAGACUUCGUCACGCCCAGAGGGAAAUUAGCAACGAUGACCAGCUAAGUGACAGCCUGCUUAUGAAAACUCUACAUGGAGAUCCAGCACCCAUCCUGACUCUUCCAGCAAAUGGACCAACUAACACUUCAGAGUUCUGGAGCUGUUUGGAAAAGAUCACAGUCGAGCGUUUCACUCAGAUUCUGGAACAGCAAGGUGGUCAACAGUAUACCCCCAUGUUGUGGCUGUUUCUGAAAAAGGCAGUGUAUGUGAAGCUUCUGAAGCACCUACCAGAUCUGACUAAUCUUCAGCUAGACCUGGUGAGACUACUGCCAGCAGUAACGCAUAUUGGUCAUCAGAGUAUCAGCCAGCUAAUUCAAAGUCUACCUGCAGGCUAUUCAAAGGAGCCACUUGGGAAGCGAGUGAAAACCUUUGUGAAGGCAUGGAACCAGUUACGGGCAUCACUGGCCUGUAGUCCGGAAAUUGGUAUCGAUCCAGAGCUCUGCAAAUCAGACUUGAGUCUGGACAGUCCAUCAGAUUUCUUGUCCAUGCAGCGUGAUGGCCCUGGUUCCUGUCUCAUCUUUCUGAUUGACAGCCUAAUUGAGACACACAAUAGCCUGGUACGGGAGGCAUGUCGGCUAGAUAAAGUAGACAGCAGUCAUAGCAUCACUCUGCAGGAAGUAUCGGAGCCACAACUUAUCAUGUGCAACCCACAGCAAGACCUCUUGCCCAUCAUCCUCUCUCACUGCCAGUACAGCCUGGAAAAGGGACAAGAAACUGAGACCAGCUAUGAUUUUCAGGGCAUUGAGCGCCACGUAAUUCGUCAUUUUCUGAAGGGAAAACCUCUUAUUCAAGUGGACAUUUCUAAACACCUGCAAAGACACAGGAAAAACUUCUCAGAGAUCCUGGAUGAGGUCAGAGCCAAGAUUCCUCAGGUUCCCCUGAAGACAUCCAUAUGCAGUGCCAUCACAAGUGUGCUCCGAUCUUUCAGUGACACAUGUGAAACCAUUAACAUUGUUAAGAUUGGACUACGCUUCCUAGGAAAGACCGGCGGCGAGUCAAAAGAAGAACUUCUGUCUUACCUAAAACAGUCACUAAAAAUGGAAUUGCUAAUUUCUAUCUUAGUCAAAAAGGCUCUAAAUCAGUGUAGACUGGAGCAUUGUGUAUCUUUAUGGCAGCUAUUAACCUCCUGGAAGUCUGAAUUAAUGCUGAAGAAUAGACAGAAUCCUUUUGAGAGGCUGUCGAAUGAAUAUAAGAAACCUUUAAAUCAGGACGAACACAGUGGGCUCUCCAAGUUUUUUGGUGAAACUGAUUUAAGCACGUUUUGCUGGGAGCUUCAUGAAAUAUUGCUGCUUAAAACAAACAACUACGCACCUACAUGGGAUUUGAAAACAACCUUAGAGAGUCAUCUGGAACAUAAAAACAUGCCAGCACUACCAGGUCUGGAGUCUUUACCGGACAGUAUCUUAUUAUCACAGGGGGCAGAUGUGUGGACAACCGCACUGAGGUUCAAGAAAUAACUGAGAACUGCAGCAGAAGAAAAGAACUGCUACUUAAUUGGAAAUGAGCGUGUUAUUUCAACCAUGGUACAAAGACAUGUUUUCUGUUUUUAGACAUCCACUGACUGACAGUAGGGAACAAACUGACCAAUAGAUUUUACUACAAUGAACCAGUGGAUCCAGGAGGCAGAAAAAAACCAGUUAAUAUUUCUGAGUUUGGAAUAAUAAUGAAAUGGAGAACCACACAGUUAUUGGAGUUACUAGCUUUGGAGACUAUUGCACUGCUGCUUCUUGUUUAAUUGUUGCCUUUCUGCUAUGCAUAUCGUGUUACUCCCAAUCACUGACUAUAAACGUCAAAGAAAUAAAUUAUGCAGCUGAACACAUUUUAUUAAAAUCAUGUUAAUCAUGUUCAUUUGCAAGGAAUACCAAAACAGAGCCCCCAGAAAUACAGUCAUGUUCCUGGUUCAAUGAGAGCGUAACAGUGUACCAAGAUUUUAUUUGGUCAUUGCAAAGGGUUUUACAAUAAUUUCUGUUAGCCAAUAAAACAGAACAGAGAAACGGUUAUCUGCCUUUUAGUUUAGAAGGAGAAAACUGAUGGAAUGGUAUUACCGUUAGAAAGAAACGUCAUCAGGUUUCCCAGACAUGGCUUAUUUGCAGCUGGAAAACUGCUGAUGCUUUGUGGAGCAAAAUUUAUGCCUGAAAAGUGAUGUCAAACUCCCUCUACCUACAUGAAUGACACCAUGAUACUUCAAAACAACAUCACAUGAAAAGUAUGCAUUACCAUGAUAACAUUGGUGUGCCAGCUACUGAUUCAACUUCAGGAGUACUGAACAAAGAUAUUCCUCAUCAAAUAUACUUUAAUCAUCUGUUUCUUCUUCUAGACUCAUUGUGCUUAGACCUAAAACAAAGCAGAUCAUCUACAAAGCUCAACACAAGCCCAUAAAGUCUCAUCUCCAUGGAUGAAAAGUAUACGCUCCCUUAACCUGUACUAGAAAUAUGUCUGACAUCUGCAUAAAACUGACUACUGUUCAUGGCCCAUCCUUUAUAGCUAGUUCUUUUCAACACUCUCAAUAGCUAGCGAGGACUGAAAUCUUAUACUGUAUAGAGGAUUUGUUUUGUGUGGUGUUUGUAGCAAAUGAACUCUGAUUAAAUUAGUAAAUCAGUAAAAUUACUUAAAUGAGAUCAAGCAAAGCCUUUUCUGCAGUUGGAAUGGAGAUAUUGAAGCUUUCCCUGAUGUUAUAUGUGUAUAAAUUAAUGAUGCGCAGUAAAAUGGAUAAGAAAUGCUGGCUAAUUUUCAGUAGUCAUGUUUCCUUUAGGGAAGUAGAACAAGCCUAAUGAUAUGUUGCAAGGAAUUAUGUAUAUAUUAAAAUAAUUUUAAAUUAAAAGUAUUUCUUCCGAUUACUUCUUUUUUAGAAGUACAACAUAAACUAUAUUGUGACGUAUUUAUUUAGUAUUCACAUUCCUAAAUCAGAAUUUUUUUUUGUAAAUCAUAUGCCCAUUAUACAGUAUAACCAGAAAUGAUUCACUUAAAAUGGAAAGAUGUCUCCAUGGUACAAUUAUGAAAAUAAAUCACUUAAAAAUAAA
Messenger RNA from Erpetoichthys calabaricus (reedfish), 17454 nucleotides. It is a transcript of the gene rnf213b, whose product is annotated as ring finger protein 213b. Gene Ontology annotation, molecular function: metal ion binding; ubiquitin-protein transferase activity; ATP hydrolysis activity. Bases 298 to 15891 code for a protein of 5197 amino acids. The record is from RefSeq and is a predicted model, not a curated record. The transcript is spliced from 66 exons. Gene Ontology annotation, cellular component: membrane; nucleolus; cytosol. Gene Ontology annotation, biological process: sprouting angiogenesis; negative regulation of non-canonical Wnt signaling pathway; ubiquitin-dependent protein catabolic process. Lineage: Eukaryota; Metazoa; Chordata; Cladistia; Polypteriformes; Polypteridae.